Clarias gariepinus (North African catfish) is the source of this 2473-nucleotide messenger RNA. RefSeq names its product calcium channel, voltage-dependent, gamma subunit 7b (gene cacng7b). Lineage: Eukaryota; Metazoa; Chordata; Actinopteri; Siluriformes; Clariidae. Gene Ontology annotation, molecular function: voltage-gated calcium channel activity; channel regulator activity. The record is from RefSeq and is a predicted model, not a curated record. Gene Ontology annotation, cellular component: AMPA glutamate receptor complex; postsynaptic density membrane. Gene Ontology annotation, biological process: neurotransmitter receptor internalization; calcium ion transport; regulation of AMPA receptor activity. The coding region runs from base 47 to 1060 and encodes 337 amino acids. The transcript is spliced from 6 exons.
UGUGAGGAGGCUGUGCUGGCAGGAUUCUGUCGCCUCUUUGGGAAGGAUGAGCUCAUGCAGCAGCAGGGCUCUUACUCUGCUCUCCACUGUGUUUGGGGCGUGCGGACUGCUGUUGGUGGGGGUUGCCGUGGCAACCGAUUAUUGGCUGCUAAUGGAGGAAGGCAUCGUGCUGCAGCAGAACCAAACCAUGGACGUCAAGAUGGCGCUGCACUCCGGCCUCUGGAGGGUGUGCUUCAUCGCAGGUUCAAAGAAAGGAAAAUGUGUGGCCUCUGAGUAUUUCACAGAGCCAGAUUUAGAGAUCAUAACAGAAAACACUGCAAAUAUUCUCAAAAUGGUGCGGACGGCUACUCCUUUCCCCAUGGUGUCUUUGCUCUUUGUGUUCACUGCCUUCAUCCUUAGCAACGUGGGCCAUAUUCGACCCCAGCGCACCAUCCUGGCAUUUGUUUCUGGAAUCUUCUUCAUCCUGUCAGGGCUAAGUCUGGUAGUGGGAUUGGUGCUCUAUAUCUCCAGUAUAAACGAUGAGGUGAUGAACAGGCCCAGAGAACCGGAGCACUUCUUCAACUAUCACUACGGCUGGUCCUUUGCUUUUGCCGCCAGCUCUUUCCUCCUCAAAGAGGGUGCGGGCGUGAUGUCUGUGUAUCUCUUCAUGAAGCGUUACACCGAAGAGGAGAUGUACAGGCCUCACCCGGCGCUCUACCGCCCCCGUCUGUCUGAAAGCAGCGACUACAGCGGUCAAUUCCUGCAGCCUGACACCUGGCCACCUCACCAGCGUGCCCGGAGUGCCUCUGAGCUCUCCAGUGACGUCUCCAUUCAGCUUGCACAGGCCCAGCAGCCUCCGGCCAAACUCAUCGCCCAGCACAGCGUGACUGCCCCCAGCGCCACCGCUGUCUCCAGCCCUGAGUCUGCUGCUGCAUUCCAGCUUCAGUCGCCCUCGCACUUUAGCCACAACCACCCUCUCCACCCCACAGAGUCCCAGCCCCUUCCCCUGUCCAUGCCACCACCUGCCGUGCCACCCCCCCAUUACCACACACAUAUGCGCAUGAGCGCCUCGCCAUGUUAGGACGGGUUUCCAUUCAUCUGUAUUUUUACAAAUUUUGAAUUUGAGCGUAAAUGGAAACAAAACACUGAUUUGCAUUUUCUUUUGCUGACAUUUUGCAAAUUUGCGUAACAUUUGAAUGGAAACAGACCGAGAGAGAGAGAGAGAGAGAUAGAGAGAAAGAGCUAAUGAUGAUGAUGACGAUAAUGAUGAUGAUGCGGAGAGAUUAUAUACAGUGUGUAAUGGGUUUGAGGGCGUGUACAAGAGAAAACCUGGUCUUGAGAGUAGUGUGAAAUAAGCUAGGUUAAGAGUUAUGUAUCUUAAACAGCAUUAAGAUAUGGAUGUUGUAAUGGAAUAGUGAACAUUUCAUUAUGUGGCAUUAAACAGAGAGAUUUAUUGCACAGGCAAUGUACACUUCCAUUAUAAAACACACUGUUGUAUAAUUACAUAUGUAGUGCACAAAAAACUGUAACUAUUGCCUUUAUUUCUACUAGUGAUAUUUAAAUUUUAUUAUUUUCAUCACUUUCUCAAAGCAUCAGUAUUAGUGUUAUUAUCAUAAAAAAAAAUCCUAUUUAAGCUUACUCGUUGCCAGGGGACAUAUGUACAAUAGGUAUAUUAUUUCUACUUUGAAUAUGAGAUAUUUCAGACUGAUGAUUUUUAUGAUGUAAAUAAUAUGUGUAAUUUUAACUGGUAUGGGAAAAUAUUAAGACCUGCACAGCUGAGAGGGGAUCUGUUAUACGCAUUUAAAAAUUAAACUGACUGAAAAAUAACAUUGCUUAAAGUCCCAGUAAGAGCUUUUGAGUAGUUGUUCUUUUGCUGGUUUUAUAAGUUUUAGUUUGAACCUUUUCCCACCAUUUUAAAGGAGCUUAGUAGUGCAAACCAUUUUACAUUCAAAUGGAUUUAAUAAUUCUUGUCCUUUAAUAUAAACAUCCCAUUCUAACACGUCAGUAUUUGUGCACUUUAACUUAAAAUCCUACUUGGGACUUUAGGGUGUAGGGUUAUAUUGCAAAUAUGCUGUCGCUUAUUGUGUGAAAGCGAUUCAAUAUUGAUUAUCACAUCUGUAGGAGUAAUGGUGGUUAUCAUUAGAAUAAAACCACUAUGUUGAUUCUGAAUAAUUAUUUUUUUUCUAUUUUUACUAUCACAAACACAAAUGUGUUUAUUUAGUAAGAACAGUCUGAUUACAGUAUUGACUAUGGACUAACAAGUCUUAUUAAUGUUCCUAUAUGGAUUUUUGUUGUUGUUGUUGUUAACUAAUGAAUCAUAUAUUUACAACUGCAUUAUUUAUACAUUUUAAAGCAGCAGCCUUCGGGAAUUAAGAGAUUUAAAGACACUCGGUGGAAAUGUCAACAGGGCUCACUUUAAGCGAAUGGCAAAUCAUUACACUUCAUGGCCCAUUCACAUAUUGAAGGCAGUAAAUGUCAAAUUAAAUGUCUUCUG